Messenger RNA from Ziziphus jujuba (common jujube), 1382 nucleotides. RefSeq lists its product as uncharacterized. The record is from RefSeq and is a predicted model, not a curated record. The transcript has 2 exons. The coding region runs from base 399 to 1208 and encodes 269 amino acids. Lineage: Eukaryota; Viridiplantae; Streptophyta; Magnoliopsida; Rosales; Rhamnaceae.
UUUUUCUUCACUUUUCUUUCUUUUUAUGGGUCUGUGAAUAUUAACAUGAAUUUGUGUUGUCCAGAAGAGUCUGUCAGGUUAAUAUAAUUGUCUGGUAACCUACUAGCUAGAAAUCAUACAGCGUGUAUGGCCAAGAUUAAUUAGUUUGAAAAAAGAUAAGAAAGAAUAUCUCUGAGUAUACAUAAAAAGCAGGGAAAAAGUGAAAUAUUCUAUAUUCCAAUAAAAAGGAAGUUCCUGCAAAUAUGUCCCUAAAUCCAAAAGAGAAUGAUGGGAAAUUAGAUGGUUAAAAAGGUCAUCAAUGUCCUAAAUUUGAUUCCAAUUCAUGUUGGUUUUUUUUUUUUUUAAGCUUCACUGUUUAAAAGACCAAACAAGGAAAACAGAGGAAAAUUACAAAAAACAUGAAACCAUUCAAGAAACCCCACCUUCUAAACGCUUUCCUUAUUUUACUACUCAACAUCAAUUACUUAUCAAGUUCUACUGCUCGUGAAGAUGUUCAGUUUAUCAAAUUCUGUGGAAAACAUCAAAUUCAAACACCAUUUGUUCAAAAAAGCUCAAAUCUUUCUUCAUCCCCGAUAAAAGAUUUGGUCCUUUGCAUAUCUCAGAAGCUCUACUACAGAACCUCCAUUGGCCUUUUCCCGAUCUCCUCCAUUAAUUACACAACAAAAACUCUCACCAUCUCUCACCCUUCUUCUUGUUCAAGUUCACUCCACUAUGUUUCUCCUUCAAUUCUCUCGGCUGGAUUUCCUUCACCUCCAAGCCCCAACUCACUUUUGGUCUUCAACUGCUCAAACUCAAAACACCAUUUUCCACCGUAUAUAAGAAACCACACCUGUUUAAAUGCAUGCGGCGGGUCAACUUCUUCUUUUUCUUCUUGUUUAGUUAUUGAAGAUCUUGGAAAGCUGCCCAUGGGUUUUCAUCCAAGAGAUUUGAACUGCACACAUUACAGCAGAGUGUACAAGAAAUCUUCAGAUGAUGGAUACGAAUUGGGGACAAGGAUUUCUUUUGAUAUCCCUGAUCAUGUUCCAGUUCCUGAUAUCUGUUCUGAGUGUCAGAAGCCUAAUGGAAAUUGUGGUGUUGGGUUGAAGUGCAUGUGCCACUUGAAAGAUUGUAACAAGGUUGUUUCAAAGGGAAAAUCCAUGAAGAACUCUGUUGGUAAUAUGUUGGUUACUUUGCUGUCUUUUGUAGCUGUGAUAGUAUUAAGAAGUUGAAAUGAUUGAUCAUGCAAAAGCUUUAGACUUUCCUGCCUUGUUGAUGUUAUAAUCUAGAUGUUUUAUAUGAAUAACAUUGAGCAAAUUUUGGUGGCUCUUCCCAAAUAUAUUCAUUUGUCAAUAAACUACCAAGCUCAAAAUUAUGUAUUCGAAGAAAGUUUUGUCUUUUAAAAA